Molecule: messenger RNA, 3014 nt
Organism: Tarenaya hassleriana
Lineage: Eukaryota; Viridiplantae; Streptophyta; Magnoliopsida; Brassicales; Cleomaceae
Product: protein MALE DISCOVERER 2-like
Exons: 14
Coding region: 671-2728 (685 amino acids)
Biological process (GO): protein phosphorylation
Molecular function (GO): protein kinase activity; ATP binding; protein binding
Source: RefSeq, a predicted model, not a curated record
GAGAGAGGGAGAAAAAAACAGAGGGGGGAGAGAGGGGGAGAAACCCACCACCCUUUGGCCCCUGGAGAGACCAAAGAUGGUCGAAGAGAGAAAACUCUGAGAUCAUCAUCCUCAUCAUCAUCCUCCUGCAAAAACGCAAGGACAGUUCAAAGGAGAAAAUCAGACAUCAUUAUCCUGAUCAAUUUUUUUAAUCUUUUUAUUACCAUAAUCGAAUUUCCUUUUUCUGAUUUCUCAAUCCCCCCACCAACCUUCUCUUCUUCCUCUCCUCCUACUGCUUCGCUUUCCAGAAACAUACGCUUUAUUGUUUUCUCCAGAAUUUCCAUUGCCAUGGUAAGGAAUUUCUUCUUUCUUGGUGUUGAGGGGCAGCCAGAAGAAGAGAAUCGCGGAUUGUUGAUAUUCAGAAAUGAAAAUCUUGAACAGAAGGGUUUUGUGAAAUUAAUUUGCAAAACUCCAAAGAUGAGGGACCCUGAUGCUACGCGCACCUCCUGCCAUGGAUCUGCAGUUUUCUGUAUUACACUUUCUUGUCUCUAGAUACGAAUACGAUGUCUAGUCCACAAUUUUUGUCGUAGAAGGGGAUUGGGUUUUUCUAUCGUCCUUGGAAAAACCUGGAGAUUUUGUAUAGUUUUGUGGUCUGUGCUGUUGGGGAAACAUCGCCGUUUGUUGACCUAAAAUGUGUUGGAGAUGGGGUCCAAUCGGAUUCCAGCUCUCUUGCUUCAUGUACUUGAUCAUUGGCCUUCAAACUUCCUCCUUCUCCCUUGAUUCUGAAGGAUUCGCGUUGUCGAAGUUCCGGGCAAGGAUAGACUCGGAUCCUCAUGGAGCUCUUGCAAACUGGGAUGGUGAUAAGGUGUGUUCGUGGUCGGGUGUAAACUGUGUGGAUGGCAAAGUGCAAAUGCUGAACCUGAGCAGAUGUUCUUUGGAAGGAACGUUAGCUCCCGAGCUUAGCCAGCUUACUGAUCUAAGAUUUCUAAUAUUAUCCAAGAACCAUUUCUUUGGUGGCAUUCCAAAGGAGUUUGGGGCCUUCACAAAGCUAGAAAUAUUGGAUUUGCAGGAUAAUAACUUGAGCGGGCAAAUUCCGGCCGAGCUAAGCAAUGUGCUGUCGCUUAAACACUUAUCGAUUUCCGGCAACAGAUUUGAGGGUGAAGUCCAGUUUAACAGGAGCUUAGAACAUUAUCCUCUUGUGUUUGGUUGUGCAAACAGAAAACUUGGACACUGUGUUACGAGGAGCAGUUUUAUACGACCAAACAAGGCGGGAGAUUUCAUGUCGCAGAUUAAAGCGACUUACCGACGUUAUAUCAAUGCUAUUCCUUUCAAGAUGUUCAACAAGGGAUCUCUUUCCGAUCACGAGCAGAAUUUCGUAUCGAAUCUCCCGAGUUAUUUGGAGGAAGGUGAUGUUUUCAAACAACGUCGGUUACUUGAAGAGACAAGUAAUUUGGCAGCUAUGCCUACUGCACCUGCAGCUGGCCCUUCUCCCGGGAUUUCUCCCGAGGCGUUCUCACGGAGCAGCGGGUCUUUCCCUGCGGUUCCCAAUGCAAAGAAGAGAACUCCUCCUUUGAUCCCUCUCCCGCCUUCUCCUCCUCGGGACAAUAACAUUCCCAACACAAAAGCCGAUCCCUCCUCAAACCCGUCACAAGAUGACAGAAAAUCUGAAAAACAUGUAUGGUUGUAUGUGGUUACAGGUCUUGCUGCUUUUGUAAUUAUAUUGGUUAUAGUAGCAGUUAUAGUUUUCUGUCGGAGAAGAGCUGCAAAGACUAUAGGCCCAUGGAAGACCGGUCUGAGUGGACAGCUGCAGAAAGCAUUUGUUACCGGUGUGCCAAAGCUGAACCGGCAUGAACUAGAGACAGCAUGUGAGGAUUUCAGCAAUAUCAUAGAGGCGUUUGAUGGUUACACUGUCUACAAAGGAACUCUGUCCAGUGGAGUCGAAAUAGCCGUUGUUUCAACCGCCAUUUCCGCCUCCAAAGAAUGGACGAGAGCCAUGGAAAUGGCGUAUCGCAGAAAGAUUGACACUCUCUCACGGAUCAACCACAAGAACUUUGUGAAUCUGAUUGGGUACUGCGAAGAGGAUGAACCCUUCAAUAGAAUGAUGGUCUUCGAAUAUGCUCCAAACGGAAAUCUCUAUGAACAUUUGCACGAUGAGGAGAUGGAACAUCUUGAUUGGAGUGCUCGUAUGAGAAUAAUAAUGGGAAUGGCUUAUUGUCUCCAAUACAUGCAUGAACUAAACCCGCAUGUUGCACACUCGAACCUAAGCUCAUCGGCUAUCUACCUGACCGAUGAUUACGCAGCCAAGGUUGCAGAGGUUCCUUUUAGCUCGGAAACUGGACUGAAGCCGAGAAAGAGUGGUGACUUAGACCAAUCCGUAUUGCCAGUACCUCCUGAACCAGAGAGCAAUGUCUACACCUAUGGAGUGUUGCUGCUCGAGAUCAUCUCUGGGAAGCUCUCGUAUUCAGACGAAGGAGGGUCGAUAGAGCAAUGGGCGUCAAAGUGUUUGGAAAGCGAAAACUUGGGAGAUAUGGUUGAUCCGACGCUGAAGAGCUUCAAAUACGAGGAGCUGGAAAUCAUCUGCAACGUGACCCGACAGUGCCUGAGACCAGAGCCAAGAGACAGACCGACCAUGAAAGAGGUCGCAGAGCAAUUGGAGCAAGUUAUCAACAUCUCUCCCGACCAGGCCACUCCUAGACUCUCUCCUCUCUGGUGGGCCGAGCUCGAGAUCUUGUCCUCCGAGGCCACUUGAUCUCUCUCUUUCUCUCCCCCCACACGUAACACUCCACAAGAAUCAGAGGUUUUCCUUUCAAAAUUAAUUGCAUUCCACCAUGGUGCCUGCCUAGAGUAUGUGUAUCUCUCUUCUUCUCUCCAUUUUUUUUUCUGGUUCUUGGUUCGGUUUUUCUUGUACGAUCUUUUGAUUCUCUUCAACAUUGGAUUUGUAUCUUUGCCUCCGUUUUUUUUUUGUCAAAGCAUUGGAUUUGUAUCUUGUCGUUCGUUUUUUUCAUGUCCUGAUAGUAUUACUGUUCCCUUGGCCA